AUGAUCCUUAAUCUUAGUCAUGAACAACGUCAAGAUAAUCGUCAUGCAGAACUUAAUACUAAAAUGCACCCAUUCUAUAAAAAGUAUCGCCCAAAUCAAUCCAACUACAGCAGCCGAAUACUUCUCAAUCGAGAAGAUAUAUUCGCCAUGUCUGCAGGAGACGUAUUAAUGGUCUCCAAAUGCAAAGAAAUUUCAGAGCUGGGAAAACAGUUUUACUUUAUCCAACCAGGCACUCGUGAUCUGGUCAAAGCCAGUCCACGAGCAGAUUGUGGACAUUUACCAUUUGGUAUUUAUAAUGAUGGAAACAAUCAGUACAAAUCAGCAUCGGCACAAGAAAACUUCAUUUUCAAUUCUCCGCCUAUAUUUCAUUCAGAUUUGGCUAAAAUAUCAACUGAUUUAUAUCUUAUCAAAAAUCAUCUAAACUCUAUUAACAACAUGUAUGCCGGACCAUCGAAAUCAACAACGGAAGACAAAUCAAUGUCGAAUCAAUUGGGACACGAAUUAGCGGACACCGCAUUUUUAGAAUCCAACGCUGGAUUUCCUUUUCUUCUUCAUUUCUUCAGUCGCGAAAGGAGAAAAUCCUGGAAUCCUUCGAUUUACACGACCUAG
This is a messenger RNA of Ostertagia ostertagi, 609 nucleotides long. NCBI's taxonomy places the organism in Eukaryota, Metazoa, Nematoda, Chromadorea, Rhabditida, Trichostrongylidae. The record is from the annotation of a GenBank genome assembly.